Cryptococcus deneoformans JEC21 is the source of this 885-nucleotide messenger RNA. RefSeq lists its product as hypothetical. The transcript has 3 exons. The record is from RefSeq and is a predicted model, not a curated record. The coding region runs from base 179 to 700 and encodes 173 amino acids. Lineage: Eukaryota; Fungi; Basidiomycota; Tremellomycetes; Tremellales; Cryptococcaceae.
UGCCGUGCGGCAGUCGUGGGUUAUUAUGUAAUUUUUUUGUUGUUGCUGACUCGGGAGGCGACAAUGUCGUUUCUGGGGACGCCAUGUCAGUAUAUUUCUGUGAAAAUAUUCGUUUGUCAUUCGUUUGUCCACCUUGUAUCUAUCUCUGUAAACACCACCGUCACCGGUUUGUUGCAUAAUGGGCCUGUUCGACUAUUUCCUCUGCUGCGGUCCCCGUAAAGGCAAAGCUCCCAGCUCCACUUCGCCCACCCGCGAGAACAAUCCUUUAUUACUGCCUAUAAACCGCGAAGAAUCAAUCGUAUCUGCUGAAGGUCCUCAGGGAUAUGGCUCGACUGAACGGUUGACAGACGAGCAACGUGUCAGGAUCGAGACGAUAGGACGUGAAACGGGAACAUAUAUGUUGCCUAUUCAGUCAUUACCGCCUCGAUCUCGCCUCUCCAUGUCGCGCACGUCUACCAUUCCGCGAUCCCUGUCUUCAGGACCUUCCUCACGACCGUCUUCACCACCUCUCGCUCAGUCCGGAGAUAAAGAUCAGUCGUCUCCAUUGGAAGAGACAAAGACACUAGGGGGGGAUGAGAAGGAUGGGGAUGUAGUGCGGAAAACGUUGUUUGCCAACGGCACGCCGAUGAACCUUGGAGCGAGGAAAACAAGCGGAGGAGGAAAAGGCCGGGGAAAAGCGAAAAACAAGAGCAAAAAGUAAAUUAUUGCUACUUGCCGCUUGCUGCUAGCGGACUCUCUACUGGGUGUGAGGGGGUCGCGUAGGUUUCUGUUGACGGCCACAUUUGUUGUAUGAGCCUUGAUGGGGGAGAUCACAUCAGUACCAUUCUCUUUUUUUGUACGGCAUCAACCGUUGUAGCAUUUAUUAUCACCAAUGCAUUGGACAUU